Fragaria vesca subsp. vesca is the source of this 719-nucleotide messenger RNA. RefSeq names its product CLAVATA3/ESR (CLE)-related protein 25-like. The transcript is spliced from 2 exons. The record is from RefSeq and is a predicted model, not a curated record. Bases 190 to 489 code for a protein of 99 amino acids. Lineage: Eukaryota; Viridiplantae; Streptophyta; Magnoliopsida; Rosales; Rosaceae.
CCUUGUGUGCUCUCCUUUUUGUUCUCUCUUCUGCUUGUUUGUCUGAGAGUUUAUCUUUGCCCUCUCACCACAAGCAUUGGUCUUCGAUAAUUCUUCCUCUCCAUCCCUGUUUGAAAUGGCCAGCCUUAUUGCUUGGGUGGAAAGGCAGUAGGUAAAAAUUAAGAAAAGGGGGAGGGCGUUAAGCGAUAGAUGGAGAAUUCAGGAAGAAGUAAGGUUUUAAGGGCUCUGUUUGGACUUCUUCUGCUUCUUGGUGUCUUCUGGUUCUUCUCUGCAGCAAUUCUAGUGAACCACGCUACGGGACCCACUGUUACAGUUUCAUCCACCAGAGUCUUCAAGCAUUGGAAGCUGACUGGAAGGGAGAAGAAGCAUGCUGUUGUUUGGGAUUCUUCUACCUUCAUUUUCGUGAGCAAGAGACGAGUACCGAAUGGACCUGAUCCCAUUCAUAACAGGAGAGCAGUGAAGAGUAGACAACCAGCCGGUCGAGCUUAACCAUGAAGGGCAGUGUGAAGCAAAAGAAUUUGAGCAGGAGGCAAAGCUUGUACAAUAAGUUAUCUAUCUGCAUUCUGCGAUCCGUGCAGUUAUUUAUGAUAUUUGCCUCCCUUAGGAAUAUUAGGAUUUGUGGAGUGAUUACUUAUUAAAAUUUUUGGAGAAGGUAGGUUUAAAGAAGCUCACUAGUUUGAUGUCCAACUCCUGAGCAUUGUGUAAUGUGAUUCGUUACU